UAUAUAAUGAAUUAAUAAUAUAAUAUUAAUAUUUUAUAUUUAUAGCAGUGACGUAGUCAUACUCGUAUGAUGAGAGGGGGGACAAUUGUCCAAGGGCGCUAACUUUUUUACAAUCCCCUCCUAGUAAACGAACGACAUAAGAAGCAAUAAUAUUUCUGUCACUAGGUGCGUAAAACAUUUGUUAAGCUACUGAUUAAUUGAAAUAGAAUUGGCUAACAGUAGAAUCUAAGCUGAAAAAGCCAUAACUACUACAGAACAUAACAUAAUAACCUCGAUAACAACAGUACAAUUAGAAUGGAUUUAUAUUUAUACACACAUUAUGAUUUUUAAAUAACUACAUCCUGUAUGAACCUAAUGUCUAUAUGGAUAUAUAAAAUAAUAAUAUAUUUAUAAGUUGAUGAUUAUUCAAGCAGCAUCUGUAUAUAAUUUGUACAUAAAUAUAAGCAGGUUUCCGUGCAGUCGUUUUUCUAGUUUUCAAGCAGACAGUUCAUUAAUAUUUUAAUUUUAAAAAUACAAUUUUAAGUUAGUAAUAUUUUUAAAUUGUGAGAAGUGAUUUGAGUGCUUAACAAAUGGUGUAUUUAUGACGGAUUAACUUUUUUUUUCUAUUUUAAUUGAAAACCAUUGUUCGUGAGAUUUUAGUGAGUUUACUGAUAUUGUAAUAAAAUCAUUCAGUUUCUUGACUAUUAUUUCAUAAACUCUGUGAAUUGUAAAUAUGGCCAAUGACGAUUUGGAUGUAUACAUUGACAGUUAUUCCAAAAAAUGGCGUCAAGCCUUAUUAUUGUUGCUAAUGACUGGUACACCUGGGAUAUUCAAUGCUAUACAAAUAUCAUCAUACGUAUUCUUAGUUGACAAACCUUCAUAUUGGUGUGAUUUACCGGUUUUGAGAAUAGCAGGAUGGAGUGAUCAAAUGAUCUUAAAUGUUUCUACACCAAAAUUACAGGCUUGGGCUACUAUGACUAAACUUGUUCCAUCUGCAGUCUAUGCUAAUAUCAAUCAUGAUAACCAAGAAGCUGAUGAAAUUGAAAUGCCAAAGAAGAGAGUUGGUAAAUUUGUAGAAUUUUUUUCAACUUUUUCUUCAUUAUUUUCUACCUAUGAUUUAUCUGCCAAGACUCUAAUUUGUUUUUCUUGUGGAUUUGUGUGUGGUUUAUCAUAUUAUGUUAUUGCAUUAAAUGGUGAUAAUAUUACUGCUGAUCGUUACAUAUAUAUUGCUUCAAAUGGAAUUGUUGAAGGUCUAGCUUAUUUGUCAACUAUUCCAUUAUUACUUUAUACGGGACGAAAAAAAGCUGUUUCUGGUUUAUUUUUAACAUCAGGAAUAUUACAGCUUGCAUUGUUAGCAAUACCACAAGAAAAAUCAAAUCUCUUAUUAUUUGUUGCUUUGCUUGGUAAAUUCUGUGUAAGUGCUGUGUUUUCAGUUAGUUUACUUUAUAUAUCAGAAUUAUAUCCAACUUCUAUAAGAAAUACUGGUCUUGGAGUCUCAUUGACUAUUUCUCAAAUUGGAUCUAUUAUUGCACCUUAUAUAGUUGAACUAUUGGGAGCUAAGGCAUGGUACAUUCCAAGUACAGUAUGUGGAAUACUAGGCAUUUUUGUUUCAAGCUUAGUUCUAAUGUUGCCUGAAACAAAAGGAACAGUAUUACCAGAUACCAUAGUUGAUAUUAAAAAAACUAAUUUUGUCAAAGUUACCAAUUGUUGUCAGUUUUAAUUGCCUUAUGUUAAUUAUUCUUUUUUACAUGAGAUUUAUGAUUACUUUAGAAUCUUAAUUGUUGAUUUUAAUUUUUAAAACUAU
Messenger RNA from Sipha flava (yellow sugarcane aphid), 1783 nucleotides. RefSeq names its product solute carrier family 22 member 15-like. The transcript has 6 exons. The record is from RefSeq and is a predicted model, not a curated record. Gene Ontology annotation, biological process: transmembrane transport. NCBI's taxonomy places the organism in Eukaryota, Metazoa, Arthropoda, Insecta, Hemiptera, Aphididae. Bases 713 to 1699 code for a protein of 328 amino acids. Gene Ontology annotation, molecular function: transmembrane transporter activity.